AGUCUACUUCUGCUUUUGUGAGCGGAGCUCGAGGUCGACGUCAGGCGAUCGAGAGGUGAAGAGGAAGCUGAGAAGAGGAAGUGGGGAGAUCGAUUUGGUGGCGCGGAUUGGCGGGUUGGGACUUAAAGGGAAGAGGGGGAUGAAUGGUGGUGAGGAAGGGAGAGGAGGAGGAAGAGGAGGGGAGGAGGAGAUGGAGGAAGACGGGAGGGAGGCGAUGGUGGUGGAGGUGAAGGAGGAGGAGAGGGCGAGUGAGAAGACGGUGCUGAUGUGGGGUUAUCUCCCAGGUGCGUCGCCUCAGAGAUCGCCGCUGCUUCAACCGGUGGCCGUCCGAAUGCCGGACUCGCAAGCCGGAGACUGCUGGAAAGACGUCAGCGGCGGUGGAUGCGGUUUCGCCUUGGUCAUCUCAGAGUUUGGCAAGCUUUUUACAUGGGGUUCGACUGAUGAUAUGGGGCAAAGUUAUGUUACAUCAGGAAAGCAUGAGGAGACUCCUGAAGUAUUUGACCUCCCAACUGAGGUGCCCAUAGUCAAGGCAGCUGCUGGAUGGGCUCAUUGCGUAGCAGUCACAGCUCAAGGAGAUGUCUAUACUUGGGGAUGGAAAGAGUGUGUCCCAACUGGGAGGAUUAUGAGAGACCAAUCAUUUCCUGGAGGGACAUCAGAAAAGGAGGAAAAACAUGGUGGAUUCCUGAGCGAUCAAGCAAGCCCUAGGUCCCAGGGGUCAAGAACUAGUGGAUCUGGUUUUGAUAGUAGGGUUGGUGAUGAGAAUACUAAGAGAAGAAGAAUAAAUUCAGUUAAAGUAGGACCAGAAAGUUCAUCAUCAGGGGAUGAAGCUCUUUCAGCGCCUCCAUGUCUUGUAAUUCUCAAUGUGGGAGUACAUAUCUCAAUUGUUGCUACUGGUGGACGGCAUACACUAGCAUUAUCAGAUGCGGGUCAAGUGUGGGGAUGGGGAUAUGGAGGAGAAGGACAACUUGGUUUGGGUAGUCGUAUACGAAAUGUGUCUUCUCCUCAUCCUGUACCUUGUUUAGAAUCAACUUCUUUCAGUAAAGAACGAUCAUCCAUUGCUAUGAAGGGGAAUCAAGAUGGCCAGUCUUAUAAAAUCAUAGGGAGCUCUGUCACGACCAUUGCUUGUGGUGGUCGACACAGUGCUGCAGUUACAGAUACAGGAGUGUUACUUACUUUUGGCUGGGGGCUUUAUGGCCAGUGUGGACAAGGAAGUACGGAGGAUGAACUGAAUCCAACUUGUGUUUCAUCUCUUCUGGGUGUCGAAAUUCAAGGAAUUGCUGCUGGCUUGUGGCACACUGUGUGCACAUCUAUUGAUGGUGCCGUAUACACCUUUGGGGGAAAUCAGUUUGGGCAGUUAGGAACUGGUUCUGAUCUAGCAGAGACUCUUCCAAAACUAUUGGAUCAUCCAUGCCUAGAAAACAAGAAUGCUAAAGUAGUCUCUUGCGGAGCACGCCAUAGCGCCAUGAUGACAGAGGAUGAGCAGGUUUUUUGCUGGGGAUGGAACAAAUAUGGCCAGCUCGGUUUAGGGGAUGCGAUUGACCGAAACACCCCAGCAUUGGUUCCACUCGGAAGCCACAGGCCAAAAAACGUUUCUUGUGGGUGGUGGCAUACCUUGGUUUUUGCCGAGUCUCCUACAUGAUGCUUGUUAUUAAGACGUCGACAUGUCUAUUAUCAUUCACAAUUUUGUUAGAAUCAGUAGGUUUUCAACUAUAUGCAUAUGUAUAUAUAGAGCAGUGUUAUGCUGCACCUAGCGUGCGCGAUUGAGAGGCUUCCCGCGUGGGCAGGUGCGCUCAGUGCGUGCAUGGGAUGUGCAAUAUAACAUUUCUAUGUAUAUAUAUACUGGUGAAAUAGGCAUAAGCUUUUGCAUGUGAAUCAUUCUUUGUAUGAUUCCGGCGACAAGGAUCCUCAGGUCCAUUUUUUAUGGACCAGGGGAUGAUCCACAAUAUAAUUGUGGCUGCGAUUUGGAUGUAGUUGGUUACGAUCCUUUCUUGGAUUCACCUUCUCAUCUUGGUUAUGGUUUAGAUCAGUGGGUAGAUGACCAGACUCUCAUGUGCCGAGCGGGGUGGCUUUCUGUCUUCCAUCCCAAUCCAAACUAUAAUUGGAUGGGAAGGUGAGUCCAGAGAGGAAUCACAAUCAAUCAUGGCUACAAUCCAACUGCAAUUAUAUUAUGGAUCAUU
Messenger RNA from Zingiber officinale, 2177 nucleotides. RefSeq names its product ultraviolet-B receptor UVR8-like. The coding region runs from base 140 to 1639 and encodes 499 amino acids. The record is from RefSeq and is a predicted model, not a curated record. NCBI's taxonomy places the organism in Eukaryota, Viridiplantae, Streptophyta, Magnoliopsida, Zingiberales, Zingiberaceae. The transcript is spliced from 11 exons.